AUGGCGCCACGAGGAGCCCGUGGUGGUGGUCAUUGUGGUUGUCAGAUUGGUGGUCGUGAUGCUGGAGAUAGAAAUGCAUCUCAAUCACACAAUAAUGCAGAAAGUCAACCUUCUUCUUCUUCAGUUAGAGGAUCAAACAUCUUGGAACAAGUUCCAAAUCAGAUUUCAUUGAUCAGAGCCAUCGCAUGUAUACUGAAGACGAUGUUUGACGGCCCAUGGACCUCAUGGAAGAAGAUUGACAAAGAACAUCAUGAUGCAAUGUGGGAACACUUCAAGCAAGCAACACUUAAACGCCCUCCUACAGGAGUUGAACUUUAUGCAAGGUUGGACACUAAACGGUCUACUCAAGAGUACAUUACACCAAAGGCAGCUAAAGUUAAGGAGGCUUAUGAAAGUGCUAUGGUGGCUAAGUUUGGUGAUGAUACUAGUUACCACCUCCUCUUGGAUAAUGAAACAUGGUGUGAUGUUUCCGGAGGAGUCAAUAAAGGAAGAAUAUAUGGAUUCGGAUCUGUGUCUGAUCCAACGAGCUUUUUGGAAGGAACAUCUAGUACAAUAACAUCCCAAGAGGUUGUCUAUGAACGUGUACGAAACGAGAUGCGUGGGGAAAUGGAUGCUAAAGCUGCAGAAAUGGAAGCUAAACAUCAAUAAAUGCGUGAGGAAAUGGAUGCGAAAGCUGCAACAAUAGAUGUCAAACAACAACAAAUUGAUGCAAAAUAUGAAGCAAUGGAGAAGAUGUAUGCAGCCUUGCAAAAUAUGAUGAGAAAUUGAAAAUUAGAGGUAAUAUGAUGUUAACCAUUAAUAUUUGAUGUUUUUAAAUGACUUGAAUGUGAACCGAAGAUGAUUGGAUGGACAUGAAAUGAAGAGAGCAUCUAAAAUGUUAUUUUGAAAUUAUGUUUUGUGAAAACUCGUUUCCCGUUGCAUACUUUGGAUUUCUUGGUGUUAAAAUGUUAUUUUGAAGUUAAACCUUUGGGAGUUUGAUGUUAUAUGGAUAGUUUUGGUUUUGGAUGUUUUUUGAAUGAUACUUUGGUAAACUUGGAUAGUUUUGGUAUUGUAAUGUUUGGUUGCAUUGUUAUUUAAUGUUUUUUAGUAUAAAAAUUUGAUGAUUGUA
Molecule: messenger RNA, 1108 nt
Organism: Lactuca saligna
Lineage: Eukaryota; Viridiplantae; Streptophyta; Magnoliopsida; Asterales; Asteraceae
Source: the annotation of a GenBank genome assembly